Molecule: messenger RNA, 2449 nt
Organism: Arvicola amphibius (Eurasian water vole)
Lineage: Eukaryota; Metazoa; Chordata; Mammalia; Rodentia; Cricetidae
Gene: Neto2
Product: neuropilin and tolloid like 2
Exons: 9
Coding region: 78-1637 (519 amino acids)
Molecular function (GO): protein binding
Source: RefSeq, a predicted model, not a curated record
CGAGCGGAGGCAUCGCGCCGGGCCGUGACCGCCGCGCCGCCGCCUCAGGCGCUCUCGGAGCGCCGACGCUGAGGACCAUGGCCCUGGAGCAGCUCUGCGCGGUCCUCAAAGUGUUGCUAAUAACAGUACUUGUAGUGGAAGGGAUUGCUGUGGCCCAAAAGACCCAAGAUGGACCAGAACAUUGGAAUCAAGCACAUUCCUGCCAACCCAGUGUGGCAUUUGGGUUCGCACCAGCAAUGGAGGUCAUUUUGCUUCACCAAAUUAUCCUGACUCAUAUCCACCAAACAAGGAGUGUAUCUAUAUUUUUGGAAGCUGCUCCUCGUCAACGGAUAGAGCUGUCGUUUGACGAACGCUAUUAUAUAGAGCCAUCAUUUGAAUGUCGCUUUGAUCACUUGGAAGUUCGAGAUGGGCCAUUUGGUUUCUCACCUCUCAUAGAUCGUUACUGUGGCAUGAAAAGCCCUUCGUUAAUUAGGUCAACAGGAAGAUUCAUGUGGAUUAAAUUUAGUUCUGAUGAAGAACUUGAAGGACUAGGAUUUCGGGCAAAAUACUCAUUCAUCCCAGAUCCAGACUUUACUUACCUUGGAGAUUGCCAGUUUGAGCUCUCAGGAGCUGAUGGAAUAAUACGUUCUAGCCAGGUAGAACAAGAAGAAAAAACAAAACCUGGCCAAGCAGUUGAUUGCAUUUGGACAAUUAAAGCCACCCCAAAAGCUAAGAUUUAUUUGAGGUUCUUAGAUUACCAAAUGGAACACUCAAAUGAAUGCAAGAGAAAUUUUGUGGCGGUCUAUGAUGGAAGCAGUGCUAUUGAAAAUCUGAAGGCCAAGUUUUGUAGCACUGUGGCUAAUGAUGUAAUGCUGAAAACAGGAGUGGGAGUGAUACGGAUGUGGGCAGAUGAAGGGAGUCGGCUUAGCAGGUUUAGGAUGCUCUUCACUUCCUUUGUGGAACCUCCCUGUACAAGCAGCACUUUCUUUUGCCAUAGCAACAUGUGCAUCAACAAUUCUUUGGUCUGUAAUGGUGUUCAAAACUGUGCAUACCCUUGGGAUGAGAAUCACUGUAAAGAGAAGAAGAAAGCUGGACUGUUUGAACAAAUCACUAAAACUCAUGGAACAAUUAUUGGCAUUACAUCAGGGAUUGUCUUGGUUCUUCUCAUUAUUUCUAUUUUAGUACAAGUGAAACAGCCCCGGAAAAAGGUAAUGGCUUGUAAAACUGCAUUCAAUAAAACUGGGUUCCAGGAAGUAUUUGAUCCUCCUCAUUAUGAACUGUUUUCACUAAGAGAGAAAGAGAUUUCCGCAGACCUGGCAGAUUUGUCAGAAGAACUUGACAACUACCAAAAGAUGCGGCGCUCCUCCACAGCCUCGCGGUGCAUUCAUGACCACCACUGUGGAUCUCAAGCAUCCAGUGUCAAACAAAGCAGGACCAACCUCAGUUCUAUGGAACUUCCCUUCCGAAAUGAUUUUGCACAACCACAGCCAAUGAAAACAUUUAAUAGCACCUUCAAAAAAAGCAGCUACACUUUCAAACAAGCACAUGAGUGCCCUGAACAAGCUCUAGAGGACAGAGUAAUGGAAGAGAUCCCCUGUGAAAUUUAUGUCCGGGGGCGAGAUGAUUCUGCGCAAGCAUCCAUAUCCAUCGACUUCUAAUAGUCAGCUUAAGGCGCUAAUUAUUAAGUAUGUGUAUGCAGCCUACACCAACACCCAUUCUGUCUCAGCAACCAAUCUUGUUCUGUCAGAAUUUGAAAGACCUUCAUAAUCUAUCAUAAUGCUGAUGUUUUAUUAUCUCAGGCAAUCUAUAUAUGUGAAACCAACCAAGGAACUUAAUGUAUUCAGUGGAAAAAGUCAUCAUCCGUUGCUUGGUAUCUUAUCUACAAAAUACCACCAGUUCAAUAACAGUUGAGGAGCGAGUGGUCAUGUUGAGCCAGGCUCAGCAGCCUGGAGGCGUUGACAUCAGGAUACUAUUCUUGUUCGCACAGCCCCAUCAAUUUGAUCCCACAGUAAAUUUAAAAGUAAGAUUUUUCUUUUUAGUCCUUUUGUCUUUCUUUUCUCCGAUGUGUUUGUUUACCUGUGGUUUUACCAUUUUGGUUUCCUGCAUAAGGGGACAAAGCGUCACUAUAUUCAGCAUGGGCAUGUAUUUGCUCUUACGUGUAGAAUAUGGCUAGUCCUGUGAUGAGUGGCAGUUUCAAACACAGUCGUAUUUCAUUUCUCCCUGAAUCAUUUCUAUACUGUUGUCUUUAAUAACUGUAACUUUAGUCCUCUUUUAUGUGGGAAGUAGUAGAUGACAUGAUUUAUCACCUUGAAAUCAUGUUUCAUCUUUAAUUGUGCUAGAAAAGUAACAAUCCUGGGGUGUAUUAUUACCAGUUAAUCCUGACUGGAAAUUUGAAAAAGAUUAAAAACAUGUAGCAACCUCUGAAGUUGUUCCUGUUGGGUCUCAUUCAGUGACAGACAUUCAUCCCAAU